AUGCAAACGGCCGCUCUCCUUUUUGAGUUCGUUCCGCUUGAUGUCUUCUUCUGUUUGAGCGAAGUGGAAGACGUGAAAACCAGGCUGAAUGCAAUCUCCAACUUGUACUGUCUGACUUACGACUAUGUGCAGGAAUUUAACAAACUUCAAAACCUAAGAAAUCGCCAGUUACUCAAGCAGCUUAGUGAAAAUAUCAACUAUUUUUUGUUAUUCCUGCAACAGCUACUGGAAGACACAAAUUUUCAUAUCGUUAUUACAACGCUUAAUAUCAUACAAGUAAGUUUUCAAGCUGGCAAGUAUAGUCCACUUUGUUCAAAUUUCAUUUAUCUAGCUGGUACUAGGUAAUCGGUUGAAAUGCUCUUGCAAACGGCAGCGAAGCCUGGUGUGAACACACCAUUUUGACCAAAUGUAUGCAGAAAAUGUACGGACACCUACGAUAAAAUCUAAUGAGGAACGUUUUUGUUGUUUAAAGGACAGGGCUUACUGAUUUUUAAAUGCUUUAUCGUUUAUCACAGCCUUGCCGUGAAUGUUUCAAUGUCGAUCACAAGUCUUUUUGAUCCAUUUAUAAAGCGAGAGUUCAUUGACAAUGACAAAGUUAUAAGAUGGAAGCCCACCUUUGGCGCAACAGAGCAAAAUAACCCACGUCUAUUUUUUUAAGUUGCAAAGACUCCUAUUUGCACCCGGAGCAAGAAAAGAAGGGGCGAUAGUUCACACAUGGGUAUUUUGCUUAUUAACGGCGUCGUAAAGCAGCUAGGUAUUCCUUAUUUAAAAAAUGUUGUCUGUAAAUAAAAAUAUUAAGCUACGGUAUCAACAUCGCCGUUUUUGGCGAAUAAACGUUCAAAUAGCAAAGUGGACAUAAAAUAAAAACUUGUUAAUAACGAGCUUACAAAUACCUGAUAAAGUUGACUUAGAUUUUCGAAACCACUGUGUAUGUAGGUAUGCUGUCUUAUGCCAAAUAUGGCCAGCAAUAGGUAAGCAGUCUGGAAAUAUUUCCUUGGUGUGUGCAUGGACGUCAGCCUGAAACAAUGCUUCACUGAAAUACUGUAACAGUAUACUUGGAAGCGUAAUCGUGUAUGUACAAGGAAAGCAGUGAUGCACUGUCAGAUGAAACAUGGUCAACAAAAUAAACAUAACUGUUAUUAAAACUUACACUAAAGAAUAUCGCAAAUUCGGUGUAUUGAACCACAUAACGCAUUUAUCUGUUGCAAACAAGGUGAUCAAAAAGAGUUAGGAUUUAGGUUUCUGAAAUUUUGGCUUUAAAACUCCUUGGAAUGUUACGCAUUUCAGCGUUCUCAGAGACAAUCUUUCUCCCCUGCCAAUGACAAGCUACAGGAAGGAAAAAGAACGAGUGGACAUAAAAUGUCACAGGUUUCUAUGAAACCAAAUAUUUCAGUUCAGCAAGAAUAAAAAAUAAUGAUUUCCUUUUUCAAUUGUUUGCCUGUGGUAAAGAGUAGGUAGAAAACAUAGUAGAUGCACUUAAGAUGGUUCCUUUUAUAAAAAGGGAUUGUUUGGAGCGGCGUUCCUCUUUGAUGAAGUCGUUAACUUGGGACCACGUCGGAUCUAUCCAAUACCUUGAGAAAACCUCAGCUUUUUAUGAUAGUCGUCUGUAACUAAUAACCAGGUUUGACUUUGAGAACCACUUAGAUUUUAAAAUUAUCUGGGCUAUAGGCACGUCGUGACGACUUGCUUAAUUUAUAGUCCUUAUGGUUUCGAAUUCCGAUAGACGAGCGACCUUGAGUUUUAAAGGUUUUCGGGGUUUCAGAUCUUAUUCUGGAAGAAAUAAAAGAAGAUAUGAUACUGGUAUUUACCCAAAACAAGUAGCGACCUGAUCGAGGCCAAACCUUUCCUUCUUCCUUGAUAUAGAUUUGUUCUAAAGAACAUUUAAGCUCUGCAAGCGAAGAAAAUAAGUCACCUGCAUGCUUUUUGCCCAAUAUUUGUUGCUUUUCCGCAAAGUUGCUUUUAUAGUUUUCGUGCCAAAAUUGCUGAUCGUAUUUGAAGUCACCACCAUUGAUGAUUAUUUCAGCAAUCGUACCUUUGCUUACAACAGUUGUAUUUGAUAAUGUAAAGACGGUCUUUUUAUUACGUAGUAUGGUAACAAAGUUCCCAUUUCAGAGGUAGGACCAUCGGUAUUUGAAGGCAGAUACUUUUACGGCGUUGCUGAGAAACGCAAUAAAUACCGAUCCUUUGUGCUCAUUGUUAAAAGCCCAUUCUAGUAUAAUGCUACCCUUCUUGGGCUGUGUAAACGAAAUUACACUGAACCCUUUUCCUUUAACCUGCCAUUUUUAAACUUGUAGAUGUUAGUUGAACACCUCCCAAAGACCGUUCUUAAACAAAAUCGAGAAACUCUUCUUUCCACAACACUCAAGUUACUGGGGGAUCAAAAGAAUGUCAUCUAUCAAAGCAUUGUCGAUAUUUGUCUUUUGUUAGUCAACGUGUUGCCCGGCCGAUUUGUGAUCAGUUGCCUUGCAGAACAAACCGCAGGCAAACAACCAAACGUUCGCCAAAAUGCACUAUGUGUCCUAAAGUCCCUUCUACUUCAAAUUCCCAACUUGGAUUUAGACCAGCAUGAACUCUGCAAGAAACUCGCUCCCACCGUCUUCGACGUAAUACCCCAGGUUGGUCAGUAGUUAGGGCCAAUAUAUCUGCACUGCCCUUCUUCUACUUUACCAGGACCUACAGGUCUUCCACACCCAUAAACCGGUUUUUAUGCCUAAUACGCACACAGGUUCGGUUCUCGGGGCUGGAGUGUUUGGUCGUAGUUGCACGUUGCAUCCAACAAAGACGACAGAAUAAGGUUGAGGAGGAAAACUAUUCGAGUUUCUUUGAGGCUUUUCUCCAGGGUGUGCCGGUAUCCGUCGAACAAGCGGACAAAACUGCCGCCAUACUCUGCUUACAGCAGCGUCUCGCCUGGUACGACCUCCCCUGUCCUGUACUUCAGGGCAGUAUUCUGAUGCCUGGACAAGUUCGUGAGUUUCUUGAUAAUCUUUUUGCUUUUCGGUCCCCCAAUUUUGUUUAUAUUCUGUGAAAAGAUUAAAAAAUGGCUUAAAAUACUUAAGAUUGCAUAGUUUUUAUCUAAAUCAAGCACCGAGAAGUGAAGAAUAAUGUGUCCUAUAUACAGGCAAAUCUUGAUAAGAUGACUGAAUUAGACCUUUUAAUAACUUAAGACGCUGCAGCGUGCACGUGAAUGUAUAUUUGCUGGGACUCCAAUUUGGACUGCAACCACAUCAGCGUUGCAACACGUUCAUUUGGCAGGGAGGAGAGUAAUAAGUUAACGAACUUACAUUUCUUCAACCACUCAAAUCGUUUGCUGUGAGCAUAAAAAGUCAGGCAAGAAGAAAGACUGCUCGGGCCUAGAACCAUAAGUCUCCCUCUUUGAGUCUUCGAGUUAAUAAAGAAUGUGGAUGUAGAUUACGGACACCUGGGACUGCGUUUGUCAGAGUGAUGCGCUGCUUCUGUGUAUGUCUGAAGAGCGCCUUCACAUGACUUCAAAUGCGUGCCAACGAAUGACCGUGGUUAAUGGUAGAGAUGUAAAAUGCAGGCGUUACUUUGCUGCCUUAGCGCCGGACCCGGGUGGGUAAGGGAGGAUAGUUUGUGGUAGAUGAUGCGCCAGUUUAUUAUUACCAUAAACGAAUUCAUGCGCAAGUAUCUCUCCCCGCGUCCACCAUGUGACAGGGCACACGAUGGACGUCGUCGUACCCUAACCUUUCGUGGCAGCAUGUUAUGCUGCCACGAAAGGUUAGGGUUGUCUCUUUCUGGAUGAGGUUGUUCGCCUCCCUGCUUUGGCAUUAGAGACGUUGGAUGAAAUUUCAUAUCGCAAAACCUGCAGUUGUUGCCGUGCGGCCCCUUAAACCCCAGGUCGUGUACCAUCAAAGCCAAGUGUCAUCCUUUCGCCCGUCUCAUAGGCCUUGAGGAAUGCUUUCGAAGAUAGAACACAAUGCAUCGGAGAAUCUCAAGGCCGACAAACACCUCGUUAUCCUGUCUUCGGAAAAGGGACCUUCCACUGUCCUACUGGACAGGACAGACUGCAGAAUCAGUUGGACGUUGUUGACAGUUGAAAACUCAGACGCAGUAUAGCUUAUCAAAUGAAGUAUGGUGAGAGUCAAGGAGGUGACCUCGAUCUGAUUCUACGUCCUUUCAAAUGUAUAUCAAAGGAACUCUGUUCUCCGACCCAUCGUAUAAUUCAAAAAUACUCAGACUUACGGACAGGUGAAGCGGUUGUUUGGACGUAUCAAAUUUCAGACCUCUUACCCAAACACAAAAGUCAUUGCAAUAAUACAGUCCUAGAAAAGUCUUAAACAGCCAAGUAUCUAAAUCUGGUGGAGUUGCGGACAAUGCAACUACCUCGAAAAAACUGAGAGAUUACUCCGGACGCGAAUAGCCGCAAAGACAGCAGCAGCGGUGAUAGCGAGGAAUGACUUUGGCUCUGGAUUCGCGGUCUAUGCGAGGAGAGCUGGCUACAUCUUCAAGAUUAGUGGUGCUUAAAUGCUCGUGAGAUGUAACAACCACCCGAGUAUCGAACUUUUCGACUUAUGGUUCUUCGGUCUGAAGACUAUUAACAGGUGUAAUGACCAAAUCUCUCCAUAUUUAUUGAUGAGACUGCAUGGACAAAGUAGUCGGUUGCGUAGAGGGGGCGCAGAUGAAUACCGCUUCUAGAUAAAACAAUAGCGAACCAAAUGGCUGAGUAAUGAUCAGGCCAACAAUCAACCAAGAUGAUGAAAUUACGCCAAUUAGUGACUCGGACGUGGGCGGGCAAGCGAUCAUCUUACCAUUGGCGAAGAAUGCGGAGGUUGUCAACUAUGAUGGGUGACAUGGCAACCGCAUUCUCUGAAUGUUCACGCCCUGCGCUUCCAUCACCCGUAUCUGCAGCUGUCUCUGAUGGUGAGUUCGAAUGAGGAUCCGAACCGGCAAACGAAUAAAAUUCUUGCUCUCGAGAUGGCAUCUUCUUCCUCUUCGUCUUCUUCUCAUCUGCUCCCCGGAACUCGCAGUUUGUCCUUAUCGGCAACUGGAAUAUUACCAGCAAAUUAUGACAAAGUUUUCGUUGCUGAGUAAACGCAACUGUAGCAAGAUUAUAAAGGCCUUGAGGGUACUGGGAUUAGAAACAAAAUUAUUUGCGAAUUGACAUCGUUCGACAAUCCGCCUAAGAUAUUGUAUGAAUGGUAUCCGACUUUCCCAAUAGAAACAAAGAGACGAGUCGCAGGAAGCAGUUGUGAAGGAGACACGAUCGCUGGAACAAGAGCUUUAUUAGACCGACGUUUCGGAUUCCUGCUCAAACCUAUCUGCUUUUGUCUCUGUUAAUAGGUUCGAGCGGAAAUCGAAAACGUCGGUCUAAUAAAGCCCUUGUCACAGCGAUCGUGUCUCCUUCUUCACGGUAUCCGACUUAAGAUUUGCCACUGGUGUGCCUAAAACUGAAAAUUCUCCUGCUGUAUUGAGGCAUCAUAUCUAAGCACAGCGGAGGACAGAGUUACAAAACUAGAGAAAAACAAUUACGCCACCUAAUUUGUGAUGUGUUACACUGCUACGGUCUAAGUAAGUGAAAUCUACACUGAUAAAACAUGCCUCGGAUCACCCUUAGUGCCACCGAGAAACUUUUGAUUGGUUGUUGGAACCAAUUGUAACAGUUUUUCAGUAUGUUCCAGAGGGAGCUAAAGUUUUUAUCUCCGGUUGCAAAAUAUGAUGUGCAACCGCGAUGUCAUCGAACUUUACCAGAGGCCACAGUUAAUUUACUAGGACAAAGCAAAGGCAACGAAAUAUCCAGAGUUUAGUGCCGUCAUAUAAUUUGGUAACCUCCUAUUCACCUGCGUACGGUCAUUGUGAAUUAAUAAGAUAAUGAAAUAAACCGUUCAAUUAGAGAGCGACCUAAAGGGGUGGAAGGUGACACGUAAAUAAAAUAUGGAUUUCUGGUGCACCUGGCCAGGGGGGAAGGGGAGGGAACUUAUAUAUGCAAGCGAAUUCAGAUUAAUGUGAAAACCUGUCGAGCGUGAUUAAAAAUGUAACGCGGGGACAGCAGUCAGUCAAUCGAGGAGACGUGAGAGGACGGGAGAGGGAAUGGGGUAACGUCCUCUCAUUUCCCCCGCCUACCCGACUGCUGUCCUGCGCGUUACAUUUUUAAUCACGCUCGACAGGUUUUCACAUUAAUCUGAAUUCGCUUGCAUAGAUAAGUUCCCUCCCCUUCCCCCCUGGCCAGGUGCACCAGAAAUCCAUAUUUUAUUUACGUGUCACCUUCCACCCCUUUAGGUUGCUCUCUUAUUGAGCGGUUCAUUUCAUUAUCUUAUUAAUUCACAAUGACCGUAUUCAGGUGAAUAGGAGGUUACAAAAUUUUAUGACGUCACUAAACUCUGGAUAUUUCGUUGCCUUUGCCUUGCUCAUAUUUGUUCCGGGAAAAUAGUGUUUAAAUUUCUUGGUAAUGCCAAGACUGCCAUAUCACAGUUUGCGUUUCCCAAUAAUUAAAAGUCAAGGCCUACGGACAAGGAUCUGCCAGCGAAUUACUUGAAAAAAAAACAAUUUUGUGCAUUGAUUUCCUUUCGGGAAAAGGGCGAAAAUUAUUGGUCGUUACGCGAGAAUCCGUUUUAGUAGCCCUCUAGGCAGGUUACUGAACCACUUUCUUAAAACCAAACUGGGAUUCGACUGAAAUGGUGUAUUUUUUUAUAAAGUUUGCCUGUUAUAAAAAUUUGGGCAAGGAUGCAGUACGUGACCCCACUCAGGGGAACAAAAACCAGCUCACCGUGUAGAAGAGGUUUUAUAGUUUGGGCUGGACGGCGGAAAGAAGAGCGCGUUAGUAGGUAAACAUUCAAAUAAAUGUUGAGGUGACAUAUUGCGUCCUCGCGAUAAAUUCCUCUACAGCUACAUGCAGAGGCGCACACGUACCAGUAACCCGAUCCCUGGGGCAUGGUGAGGGUAUCAAGAUAUCUGACAGUGCAAACAAAAGUUGAGGACUUUUCGCCGUGCUUCCAGUUUGAUUUGGAAAAAGAAGCAGAUGACACUCCACCUGGCUACGAGGGCGAGGAGGCGUCAAUUAUAAAAGAAGGUGAUGACGCAAUACGUCGCGAUGGCUCGGUUUUUGUUCCCUGAGUGGGCCGCGUGCUGCGUCCUUGCCAAAAUUUGCUCGCUAAGCUACAAGAAUUUCCAGAAUGUGUUAGACUUCAUACACUCGUACACUGUACACGGAGCAAUAAGUUCAGACGACUGCGAAGGCAUCAAAGGACGUUAAGAUCGUUGCAUGAGCUUCUAGUACAAUGUAGAGGACAUAAAGAACGUUGACUGUUUCGUGGUCUCAGCUGAAAGUACCUAUAUAAUACAUAAAAUAAAACAAGAUAUUUUUUCUCCUUGUCCGUCUUCUCUUACUUGUUUUGUACAGAUUUAAAUUCGUCUUCAAUUCUAGCCUACUAAUCCCCUGUCCUCCUCCUCCUCCUCCUCCUCACCUUCUCCCAAUUCUGCCGCCGCUGCCGUAUUCUUCUCAAGCUUCUUCUACUUCUUCUUGAUCUUUUUCUUCUCCUACUUCACCUCUAAAAACCCCACGACCAUUCUCCUAGCCGACUGA
Molecule: messenger RNA, 7537 nt
Organism: Spirometra erinaceieuropaei
Lineage: Eukaryota; Metazoa; Platyhelminthes; Cestoda; Diphyllobothriidea; Diphyllobothriidae
Source: the annotation of a GenBank genome assembly